UUGGGUGCAAAUAUUUCAUUUCCAGGGUUAUUCUUAUCUCAUAAGAUGAAAAAUACAUUAAACUUCCUGUUUUUGUCUAUAAUCAAUAUGGUUUGUGUGGGAAGCCGCAAAGUAAAAAGCACCUUUGUCAUAUCCACUUGUGCUUAAUGAUGCCGCACCUAUAGCCGCUCGCACACACACACACACACACACACACGUUUCUGAUGCUGAUUCAGAAUGAGAAGAGGAACUGACAGCAUUUUGUAGUUUCCUGCAAAGUGUGCAGAAAGUCUGGGUCAGGUUCACACACACACACACUGCAUCCGUACACCCCCGCGCACGCGCCUCUCGAUUACAUCUUUGUCAACUGACAGUCAUGACGAAUGCCAGUGGAAAAGAAAAACUAUAUUACUCAUUGUAAAAAUUGACUUUCCAAUCUCCACAGAGAAGCGGUUUUCCUGCGUCCUCAAGGAUUCGUAUAUAAAGGUGAUUGUGUACCUGUAGACAGUAUGAAGGACAUCAAUCCAACUAGCUUUAGAGAAGAAGCGCUGCAGCUUAAACAUGAAGGCGUCCGUGUGUGUUCUGUUCGCAGUGGCGUGUUGGUUCGUUUCGCAGGCUGACGAGUCGCCGAUGAUACUCACGCUCGGCAAAGUUAUGAAUGAACUCGAGAAGAUUAAGAAAGGAAUGGGCAAAAGCACAACUUUGAUCAACUCACCCACCACCAAUGAUUUGAAGGACUGCUGCAUUGCACCUGCACUGGACUCUUUCAGGCAUAACAUGACCCGGCUGCCGGUCACCAAUGCCAAACUCAUAAAGCUCCGGGGGAAAAUCUCCAGGGAGCUCAGCAAAAAAAUCAUCUUGAAUGGGUUGCCCAGUUGCAAACCGGAAGAGACACAGAAAGCUCAGUGCGAAUCAUCGUACAGCGAGGUUGACAGCCAAACGUUUAUGCAGAACUUUCGAACUCUUCUACAAAAGAUCUAUGCCAGUCAAGCGUAGAGACGAGAAGCGUGAAGAGCCUCCAUGACACUACCCACGGCAGAGAGGAGUCUGCUCCUGCUAUCCUAUUUAUUGAUUAUUUAUUGAGCGUUGUAUUGUUUAUUUGAGCUGGGAGAUCUGUG
Molecule: messenger RNA, 1097 nt
Organism: Rhinichthys klamathensis goyatoka
Lineage: Eukaryota; Metazoa; Chordata; Actinopteri; Cypriniformes; Leuciscidae
Gene: il21
Product: interleukin 21
Exons: 6
Coding region: 541-975 (144 amino acids)
Source: RefSeq, a predicted model, not a curated record